This is a messenger RNA of Cyprinodon tularosa, 3321 nucleotides long. RefSeq names its product angiotensin I converting enzyme 2 (gene ace2). The transcript has 18 exons. Gene Ontology annotation, cellular component: plasma membrane. Bases 63 to 2546 code for a protein of 827 amino acids. The record is from RefSeq and is a predicted model, not a curated record. Gene Ontology annotation, biological process: proteolysis. Lineage: Eukaryota; Metazoa; Chordata; Actinopteri; Cyprinodontiformes; Cyprinodontidae. Gene Ontology annotation, molecular function: metallopeptidase activity; peptidyl-dipeptidase activity.
AAGAUUAUCAAAACUGUAUAAGUGUACAGUGAGCUUCUUCCUCAGAGUCACUUUGAUUGUGUAUGUAUGAAGCAGAAGAAGCCAAGAUGUCUCCUGGGACUUUCCUAACACUUCUGGCUGUGUCCUCAGCUGUAUUUCUGGUGACUGAGGCAGACGUGGAGUCUGAGGCGAGGGAGUUUCUGAAAAGGUUUGAACAGAAUGCCACUGACAAGGUGUACCAGAGCUCAUUGGCAUCAUGGAACUACAACACCAACAUCACUCAGGAGAACGCAGACAAAGUGUCAGAACAGGGGAGGAUUUGGAGCACCUACUACAGCCAGAUGUCAGAGGAGUCGCUCAAAUAUCCCAUCGACCAAAUUAAAGACCUGCAGAUGAAAUUACAGCUCAUCUCUUUACAAGACAAAGGCUCGGGUGCUCUCACCCCGGAUAAAGCUUCACGUCUCAAUGAGAUCCUGAAUGAGAUGAGCACAAUCUACAGCACUGCAACAGUCUGUCUGCCCGACAACCCAACUAAGUGUGAGACUUUGGAGCCAGAACUGGAGAAAAUUAUGGCCAACAGCAAAAGCUACUCAGAGCGUCUCCAUGUGUGGGAAGGCUGGAGGAAAGAGGUGGGGAAGAGGAUGAGGCCUUUGUAUGAAGAGUACGUGGAUCUGAAGAAUGAAGCAUCCCAACUUAAUGGCUUUAAAGACUAUGGAGCUUACUGGAGAUACAAUUAUGAGACCCUGGAGGACGAUCCUGAGUUCAAGUACACCAGGGAUCAGCUGAUGGAAGACGUUCGUUCAAUUUACAAACAGAUCCUGCCUUUAUACAAGGAGCUGCAUGCCUAUGUGAGGGCCAAGCUUAUGGAGGUUUACCCAGAGUACACUGACUCAGAGGGACCCCUGCCCGCCCACCUACUUGGUGACAUGUGGGGACGAUUCUGGACCAACCUGUAUAAUAUGUCAAUCCCCUAUCGUGAGAAAGAAGACAUUGAUGUCAGCAACACUAUGGUGGAACAGGGCUGGGAUGAAAUGCGUUUUUUCAAAGAAGCAGAGAAGUUCUUUAUGUCUGUGGGGUUAUACAAGAUGUUUGACAACUUCUGGACUAACUCCAUGGUGGUGAAGCCAAACGAUGGAAGGGACGUAGUCUGUCACCCCACUGCCUGGGACAUGGGAAACAGAGAGGACUUCCGGAUCAAAAUGUGCACCAAGGUCAACAUGGACGACUUCCUCACUGUGCACCAUGAGAUGGGUCACAACCAGUACCAGAUGGCGUACCGCAACCUGUCCUACCUUUUGAGAGACGGGGCUAACGAGGGAUUCCAUGAGGCCGUCGGAGAAAUUAUGUCUCUCUCUGCUGCCACGCCCAAACACCUGAAGAGUCUGGGACUUCUCUCUGAAAGCUUCACUUAUGAUGCUGAAACUGAGAUCAACUUCUUAUUAAAACAGGCCCUUACCAUCGUGGCCACUCUUCCUUUCACCUACAUGCUGGAGGAGUGGCGUUGGCAGGUGCUUGCAGGGAAUUUCUCCAAAGAUGAAUGGAUGAAGCGCUGGUGGGAGAUGAAGAGGGAUCUGGUGGGAGUUGCUGAGCCAGUAGAAAGAGAUGAAACGUACUGCGAUCCACUCGCUCUGUUUCAUGUAUCUGGAGACUACUCCUUCAUCAGGUAUUUUACCAGAACCAUCUACCAGUUUCAGUUCCAGAAAGCGCUUUGUAAGGCAGCUAAUCAUGUGGGUGAUCUGUCCUCAUGUGACAUCACUGGUUCUAUGGCAGCAGGAACCAAGCUGAGAGAUAUGUUAGAAUUAGGGAGAUCUCAGUCCUGGACCAGGGCUUUGAAAACCAUAUCCGGAGAUACAAGAAUGGAUGCUACUGCCUUGUUAGAUUACUUCCAAAAACUUUAUGACUGGUUGAAGGCAGAUAACCUGAAAAACAAGAGGACUGUGGGCUGGAAGAAAGCAGAUCCAUCUUCAGAACAAGCCAUUAAAGUGAGAAUAAGUUUGAAAGCUGCUUUGGGGGAAGAUGCUUAUCCCUGGAAUGAAAACGAGAUGUUUCUCUUCAAGGCCAGUGUUGCUUAUGCCCUGAGGCAGUACUACAGCCAAAAGAGGCAGACACUUCUUUUCACAUCGGAGAACAUUUUCACGUUUGAUGAAACACCAAGGAUCUCCUUCUACAUGAGGGCCUCAGAGCCAGGAAACCCCUCUGCCUAUAUUUCCACAUCUGAUUUGAAAGCAGCCAUCAGGUUAUCUCGAGGUCGAAUCAAUGAAGCCUUCCAGUUAGACGACCAAACUCUUGAGUUUGAAGGUAUCCUGCCAACGCUGGCCCCGCCUGUUAAACAGCCAGUGGAGGUUUGGCUGGUGGUAUUUGGUGUCGUCAUGGGCAUCGUGGUGCUGCUGGGUGUCUACCUCAUCAUAUCUGGUGUCAGGGAGAGGAAGAAGAAACCUUUGAAGACACCUAUAGAGAAUCCUUACAGCAUAGAUGUUGAUGGAAUUAGUAACAAUGCCUAUGAUAAUAGAAGUGAUAGCAGUGAUAGCAGUGAUAGCGCUGAUAGUAAUGAACAAACUGGACUUUAAGGAGCCAAAGACGGGAUGACUGCUUUUGACUCGGGGAGCUUAAUCUCAUGGUCAUUUUGGUGUAAUCUUUAUUUGCAUUCUUGUACUUGAUAAAUGUAAAUAUCUGUGAACCUUUCAGUAUUGUAAAUAUCCUUGGUUAUAAAAACCAGGACAUAAUAGACAAAUAGUGUAAUAUUUACCAACAGCGUACCUAAAUGGUGUAAUAAGAUUGAUACAUAGUUUAUUUUAGUUUGAUAAUGCAAUUUCUGCCAAUGGGACAAUUUAUAAAAUACCAAUGCAAUGAAGGUGUACAUAUAAUUUUAUGGUACUUAAAAGCUGCAGACAAAGUAGGAGAAUUUAUUUGAAAUUUGUAUAUUAUAUUAAAGGGUUUUACUAGUUAAACUUCACCCACUGGGAAUCCGCUGCGAAAGCUAAAAGUUUUAACUCUAACAUGUCUUUUUGCAUGUACUUUUUUUUCUUACUUUUUACUUUUCUACAGGAAAUUAUUUUUUUAAUUUUUAUUAUAGUACCUUCAAAGUUGAGCUACGUUAUUGGCUGAUAAGCAAAUUUUAUAACACAUAUUCUUAGACUGAGAUUAGUCUAAAGAUUUUAUUUUAUUUCACAAAUUCGAUAGUUGUUUUAGAGUUUUUAGGCCUCUGCUCAGAAUAAUACAAGUGCAUUGUAAUUGAAACAUAAGAACUUUAAGAUCACAUUGAGAAAUGUAAUAAAAAUUGGAGUUAAAUAAAGUUAUGUAUUAACUUAUGAUCAUAGAAUAAAAAUGUAUUUUUUCCUGGUU